ACCACGGGCCAGUGGGAGGUGGUGACAGAGAGCGAGGGGAAGCGGGAAGCAGCUGUCUUUGAUGCCGUGCUGGUGUGCACCGGGCACCACAGUGAGGCACACCUUCCGCUCAGCACCUUCCCAGGCAUCGAGAAGUUCAAGGGCCGCUACCUCCACAGCCGAGACUACAAGGAUGCCCAGGAUUUCACGGACAAGAGGGUCGUGGUCAUCGGCAUUGGGAAUUCGGGGUCCGACCUGGCCGUGGAGAUCAGCCACACGGCCAGCCAGGUCUUCCUUAGCACCCGGCGGGGCGCAUGGGUCCUCAACCGGGUCGGAGAUCAGGGCUACCCCAUAGACACUGUCAUAACUACCCGCAAGAUGACGUUCCUGAAGAACCUGCUGAGCUCAUCCAUGGCGAGCGACUUCGUAGAGAAGCAGCUGAACGCGAGGUUCGACCACUCACACUAUGGCCUGAAGCCAAAGCACAGGAUCACUGACCAGCACCCAACCAUCAAUGACGACCUGCCCAACCGCAUCAUUUCGGGAAGGGUGCUGGUGAAGCCAAACAUCAAGGAGUUCACAGAGACAUCUGCCAUCUUCGAGGACGGCACGAAGGAAGACAUCGAUGCUGUGGUCUUUGCCACAGGAUACAGCUUCUCCUUCCCCUUCCUUGAGGGCUACGUGAAGGUGGUGGAGAACCAGAUCCCCCUCUACAAAUUCAUGUUCCCCCCGGACCUGGAGAAGCCGACGCUGGCUUUCAUCGGCCUCAUCCAGCCCCUGGGUGCCAUCUUUCCCAUCGCCGAGCUCCAGUGUCGCUGGGCCACCCGUCUCUUCAAGGGGCUGAACAAGCUGCCCCCACGGCACGACAUGGAGGCGGACAUCAAGGAGAAGAGAGAAGCCAUGGCAAAACGGUACGUGAAGAGCCAGCGGCACACCAUCCAGGUAGAUUACAUCCCCUACAUGGACGAGCUCGCCUGCCAGGUGGGGGUCAAGCCCAACAUGCUCAGCCUCUUCCUCACCGACCCCAAGCUGGCGCUGGAGGUGUUUUUCGGGCCCUGCACACCAUACCAGUACCGCCUGCGGGGCCCGGGCGCGUGGGCAGGUGCCAGGGAGGCCAUCCUCACCCAGCGGCAGCGCAUCAUCAAGCCCCUGCAGACGCGGCACGUGGAGGAGCACCCCUCGGCCCUUGCCGUGCCCCUCACCUUCAAGCUGGUUGGGGCUGUGGCUGUCCUCGCCAUCAUUGUUGCUUACUUGUAG
Messenger RNA from Pterocles gutturalis (yellow-throated sandgrouse), 1236 nucleotides. RefSeq names its product dimethylaniline monooxygenase [N-oxide-forming] 5-like. The record is from RefSeq and is a predicted model, not a curated record. The annotation marks the transcript as partial. NCBI's taxonomy places the organism in Eukaryota, Metazoa, Chordata, Aves, Pterocliformes, Pteroclidae. Gene Ontology annotation, molecular function: flavin adenine dinucleotide binding; NADP binding; N,N-dimethylaniline monooxygenase activity. The transcript has 6 exons.